AUGUCUCCCCCCACCAUCACCACUAAGUCCCUCCUCCCUAUCUUCCUCCUCACCACCUUCACCUUCACCCUCACCUCAGCCACCCUCCUCGCCACCACCACCCCCAUGGCAAUGACCAUGCCCAUGACCCCCCUCCUCACCAUGCUCCUCACCACCAUCACUACUACUUACGCCCUCCCCACCCUCAUCUCCGACAAAACCACCAUCGCCGCCGCCCCCGCCGAUGCCAUCAUCUCGGCCAUCCACACCCUCGCGACCGACUACACCACCCUCUACAGCGACGUGAAAGCCAUCACCGCCACCGAACAGGAGUACAACACCGCCUUGGCUGCCGAAUCCGUCGUCGAGCAUGAUAUCAGACACGUCAUUGAAGCCGCCGCCUCCGCCGAGCCGCUCAACGCAGACAGCAGCAAGAAGGUCCUGGAGGCGACUGAGUUGCCGUAUCCUGAUUUUAUGAGCGAUUUGUUGGGGGCAUUUAAGGGGAAGGCUGAGACCGUCGCCACCCUCGGAAAAACCUACGAGGUGCGCCGCAUCCUCGAGAAUCUGAACCAUCUCUCGGAUAGCCUUGUCGUUGCGCUGCAGAAUAAGGUGGUUAAGGAGGAUGUGGACUCUCUUGCUGCGGGACGCAAGUGGGUCGACCAGUUGUUUUCUGAUACUAUCCAUGCAUUUGGCUCUUGA
Aspergillus heteromorphus CBS 117.55 is the source of this 678-nucleotide messenger RNA. RefSeq lists its product as uncharacterized. The record is from RefSeq and is a predicted model, not a curated record. NCBI's taxonomy places the organism in Eukaryota, Fungi, Ascomycota, Eurotiomycetes, Eurotiales, Aspergillaceae. The coding region runs from base 1 to 678 and encodes 225 amino acids. Gene Ontology annotation, cellular component: extracellular region. The transcript has 2 exons.